Echinops telfairi (small Madagascar hedgehog) is the source of this 5854-nucleotide messenger RNA. It is a transcript of the gene ABI2, whose product is annotated as abl interactor 2. NCBI's taxonomy places the organism in Eukaryota, Metazoa, Chordata, Mammalia, Afrosoricida, Tenrecidae. Bases 89 to 1714 code for a protein of 541 amino acids. The transcript is spliced from 12 exons. Gene Ontology annotation, molecular function: SH3 domain binding. Gene Ontology annotation, cellular component: lamellipodium. The record is from RefSeq and is a predicted model, not a curated record.
CUCCUCCUCUCGCAGGCUCGGCUUGCCCCGGCCGUGCGGCCCCCGCUACCUCCGCGGUCCGUACGAGGUGGAAGAGGAGCAUGUGAAGAUGGCGGAGCUGCAGAUGCUGCUGGAGGAGGAAAUCCCGGGGGGCCGCCGGGCCCUCUUCGACAGCUACACGAACCUGGAGCGGGUGGCCGACUACUGCGAGAACAACUACAUUCAGUCAGCAGAUAAGCAGCGAGCCCUAGAAGAAACCAAAGCCUACACCACCCAGUCCUUAGCAAGCGUGGCCUACCUGAUAAACACCUUGGCCAACAAUGUUCUGCAGAUGCUGGAUAUCCAGGCAUCCCAGCUACGAAGGAUGGAGUCUUCAAUCAAUCAUAUUUCCCAAACAGUUGACAUUCAUAAAGAGAAAGUUGCAAGAAGAGAAAUUGGUAUUUUGACUACCAAUAAAAACACUUCAAGGACACAUAAAAUUAUUGCUCCAGCCAAUCUUGAACGACCUGUGCGUUAUAUUAGAAAGCCUAUUGACUAUACAAUUCUAGAUGAUAUUGGACAUGGGGUAAAGUGGUUGCUUAGAUUUAAGGUGAGUACCCAGAAUAUGAAGAUGGGUGGUCUGCCGCGUACAACACCUCCAACUCAGAAACCCCCCAGCCCCCCUUUGUCAGGGAAAGGGACACUUGGGCGGCACUCCCCCUAUCGCACACUGGAGCCAGUGCGCCCUCCAGUGGUACCAAACGAUUACGUCCCUAGCCCAACCCGUAAUCUGGCUCCCUCGCAGCAGAGCCCUGUGAGGACAGCUUCUGUGAAUCAAAGAACUCGAACUUACAGCAGCAGUGGGAGUAGUGGAGGAAGCCACCCCAGUAGUCGGAGCAGCAGUCGGGAGAACAGUGGAAGUGGGAGUGUAGGGGUUCCUAUUGCUGUUCCUACCCCGUCUCCUCCCAGUGUCUUUCCAGCCCCUGCUGGCUCUGCCGGCACUCCUCCCCUUCCUGCCACUUCUGCAUCUGCCCCCGCCCCCCUUGUUCCCGCUGCUGCCCCUUCCUCCACUGCCCCAGACGCUGCUGCUGGGGGGGCCCAGACCCUUGCUGAUGGCUUCACUUCUCCAACUCCCCCUGUUGUUUCUUCCACUCCCCCCACAGGUCACCCUGUUCAGUUCUACAGCAUGAACAGACCUGCAUCUCGCCACACUCCCCCAACGAUCGGGGGCUCAUUGCCCUACAGACGUCCACCUUCCAUAGCGUCACAGACAAGCCUUCCGAACCAGAUGAACGGAGGACCCUUUUAUAGCCAGAAUCCAGUAUCUCUUGCUCCUCCUCCCUCCAUCCUACAGGUAACUCCUCAGUUACCUUUAAUGGGAUUUGUGGCCAGAGUCCAAGAAAAUAUUUCAGAUGCACCACCUCCACCACCACCUGUGGAAGAGCCAGUCUUUGACGAGUCCCCCCCUCCCCCCCCUCCUCCAGAAGAUUCUGAAGAAGAGGCAGCAGCUGUGGUUGAGUACAGUGACCCUUAUGCUGAAGAGGACCCUCCGUGGGCUCCAAGAGCUUACUUAGAAAAGGUUGUGGCCAUUUAUGAUUAUACAAAAGACAAGGAAGAUGAGCUGUCCUUUCAGGAAGGAGCCAUAAUUUAUGUCAUCAAGAAGAAUGACGACGGUUGGUACGAGGGAGUCAUGAAUGGAGUCACGGGGCUCUUUCCUGGGAAUUACGUGGAGUCGAUCAUGCAUUACUCGGAGUAAAGCUCAGCAGGGCUGUUCUUCCAUCGUAGGAAUAGUCAGGUCUUCCCAGAUGGUCAGAAAGUUCCAGGCAUUCCCCUCCAGUGAAAUGAAGGAAGGAUGCGAGUGAUAAAAACUACUGUUGUUUGUUUGUUUAUCUCCCAGUAUUAAACACAAAGGCAAGCUGCGUCUGAACAAACGGAUCUUUCUGCCAUUGUACUAUGCUGAGCGGUGUGAACUGAACGUAAAGGACUCUGUGAAUAUGUCAAAGCCGUAGCCACCUAACUAACACAGAGCCUGAUUCAGAAAAAUCUGGGGUCUUUCUCAGGAAUACUGUCGACUCUUGGGACGUCUCCUCCUGCAGAACCUGUGCAUUAGGUAUUCUUCAGUGUCUGUGCUAACGGUUAACCUCACGGCCGAGUGCAUCUCUUAGCCCCACACUUCUCCAACUUGUGUGAGGAGGGGGCGGGAGGACCGAUAUUUAAAUACCAGACUUAACCGUUUUUUAAUAAUUGUUUCAGAUGGCUUAUUUCUUACACUAUUAUUGUCAGCACUUGGGUGAACCAAAUUAAUUGAUGCUGAACUGACUUGUACCCCUUUCUGUUUUUCAAUUAUGAGGACAUUGUGAAAUCUGAAAGUCCCCAAACAUGCCGAGGGUGGCUAACAAGUGUUAGUGUGAUUUCGUGUGCUGCUGCCUGGCCAGUGUACCCCGAUGUGCCCAGCAUGGUAGGCUGCUCACAUGCGGAUGGCCAGGCAGGUCCCCUAUACUCCGGGAGAGAUUCAACAAUAGAAGGGUUCUCUUCAAAGGCACCUUGAACCCUGACCUUGAGUGGUGUGGUCUUAGAGGUUGUUUCCUUAUUAUUUUGACUAUAUUGGGUCACCUAUGAAUUGGAAUCAACUGAUAGCAAUGAGUUUGGCUUUUGAGUUUUCACUAUCUAGAAAAAGUGUCUUUUUUGGAAAAUAGUUAUUUCAGGUCACAGAGAAACAAAGGCUUGCUGCUGUGUACUCUGGGUGUCGUUAAUGACCAGUGUCCAAAUGGGUUCUUCCUUAGCUCUAGAAUCGGUCAAUCCGCUCCUUAUUUUGUGAUUGGACUUGGCAGUCACAUUGUCUGUUAAGGGUCUGAACCAGAUAGCUUAGACCACAACCAUCGUGGUGGGAUUAUAUACCCAAAGGCCGUUUAUUUUCUCCAGUCACCUAGAAAGGAGGAGAACUUUGAGAGAAAGUAUAGCCCAGUUGUUUAUAGUUUUUCAUCCACACGAGUAGUUUUACUGGAGCUUAUAGUUUCACUGGAGCUUAUAGGGAACAUGACUUUAUCCAUCAUCUCAGCAAGCAGUAUACGAAAUCCUGAACAAGUUCAGGGGGCUUGGUCCUGAGCAGGUGGAUACUGUAGAGAUGGUGCCAGGUGGGUUUUUCCCAGUCCCUGGGUCCUGGCUAGAAUAGAGCUUUGCCAGGGAGAGGCUGUGACUGCAGAUACUUCAGACGGAGGGCACCACCGAUGAGGGAGGAAUUCUCUGGAAAAGUGGCCCGUGUAGUAAGGUGAGGAAUCUAGCUGGGAUAGUCAGAAGUUAAUCUAGUGAUUGACCACACACAUGAAGAACACCUGGCCGCAGAGUUCUUUCUCCCCUCCUGACCACCACAGUCUGGUACCACUACAUUGAGUUUAGAUUUAUCCGACACUGGGCUUGACUUUCAUUAAUGCACUUUCACUUCACAUUCCAUUGGAUGCUUUUGUUCCCGUCUCUCUCCUGUUUUUCUUAAAAGUCAUGGCCCUGCGUGCCCACUGAGCCUUGAGGUCCUUUGUGGACCAUGUACUGGUUAACCUCUUCUCAAUACAUGGUGUAGAACUAGAAGAAAAAAAUUCAAAUUAGAUGCUCCCAUUAUCUACUCAAACAAUAUUUUUGAUGGAAGAGUUUAGUGGGUUGAAACACAAAAAAUAAACCCCACAGCUACAGAAUUAAGUAAGACAGUUGUGCAAGCAGCAGCAAUGGUGGUUGUCAGCGGAAGUGGAGCUUGUCUGGUGGACCCUGCUGGACUGGGGGUUGCAGAAGACACUGGUGAAGUCCUUAUACUGCAAACCUGGGGGGUGGGGGGGGGUGUUGAGUGGGGAGGCAGAUCUAUGGGUCAAGUAAUUUUUCUUUUAUAUUAUUUAGUAACUAAUGUGUGUGCAAUUUUUUGUUUAGAAGUACAAGUUCGACUGUCUACAUAUUUUAAAAAUUUGUACAGUUUUGAAUUUUAUAUUGAUUGUCUUGGAAGGAUACUAUGUAAUGGUGAUGGACCAGGCCUACAGUAAUUGGAGACUUUCAAUAUAUGUGGUACUUUAAUAGAUUGCAUGCUAGUAAUAGUCUGUAAGGGUAGUAUUUCCUCUUUUAUCGUAUGUUGCCCCCGUUUAUCUUUUUAUAAACUAAAAAGAUGGUAUUAGGAAUUCCAAAUGAAUGCAGAAAUCUUCCAUGCUACAAAUUACAAUGUUGUAGCACAGAUCAAAGCCUAAAAUCUGCUGUCUGGUAAGCAACCAUUUAACAGGAAAGAGGGAAUCCAAGGGGAGGGGAAUUGCCCCUCCUGAAGUGCUUCUUUUUGACUUGUGUGUUCACUCCUGCUUCUUUAAAAAGGAAUAACUGAAUAGCUGGGGUUUUUGUUUUUCUCCCCGCCCUUUUGGUGGGAGGGGUUUAUUUGAAAUUAAAUGAAGAUAUGAAUGAAAAUACACUUUCUUGUUGUCUUUGACCUUCUGGCCAAGGAUAUAAAUUUCAAAGAGUGCCAAUGUGUCAAAAUCUAGGUCUGAGAGAUUCAGCCUGCUGUUUGAAGUAUGGAACUUUUGAUGUCUUAUUCAGUAUUGGCCAUCUUUUGGCUUCUUGACUUAUGUCUCCCUGAGAGGCACCUGCUGUUCCCACUCUAGCGUGUAGGUUGGCACAAGGUGCUGAGUUGGGGCCCUUCCCCCACUGCUGCUGUCGAUCCAGCCAGCGAGUGCGUUUUACAGUGCUGCUCUGUGGCGGAGCUGUGCUCCCCACAGUCUGAGUGGAUUCAGAAAAGGGAAUUCAGGUUUUCUCUUGGGAAGCAUGAGAGUGAUGCUAAAUCAUUUUCUUCCUUGUUCUUGCGGAGAAUAACAUGUCCUGAAGGGCACCUCUACCUUUGGAAAGGGCUAGGUGGAGAAAUUGACAGGUGACUGUCUAUCGAGUCUUUGAAGAGGAGGGAUUUUCCAUAUUUCUUGCGCUAGAAAUCCCAUGUAGGUGUUACCGUGACCCUCCCCCAGCUGACUGAUUCAGAACUAGACAACUGGAGCAGGAAGAGGUUCCACUUGUCUCACUUUGGCCCUUCCUGACUUUAAUGCCCAAGUGCUUUCCACUACACAGGCAUCUGAAUCAGAUGGGCUUUAUUUUUCUCUCAACAAAGUGAAAGUUACUUGAAAAAAAAAAAAUGCUGUUUCAGUAAAUACCGUAAUAGUAUUUUAUACCAUUCAAAGGAGUCUACCGAGUACAACCUUAGUGAAAAUUAAAACAUACCCUUCUAAGACUACACUCAGUGCAAAUGGUCUUCCCCGUACAAUGUAGCAAGACCAGGUUCCCUCAUGUCAGCAUCUGACAGGAGCACUGCCCAGCCCACGCCAUGCACAGGAGCCAGAGCCAGCGCCUGUGGAGCGUCAUGAAGGGCAGCGUGCUCCACGCCGCACGCUUACCAGCGCUGGCCUUCGCUCCUGUUUCUAAUGGAGAAACUAUUCGGGGUGGGGUGGGGGACACAUGACAAAAUGAGACAACAGGGCCCAGCUGUGUAGAAAUGACCCAUGAUAAAUGUGAGGGUUUUUGUACCACAAAAACUUAUUUUCACAUUAGAAUGGAAAUGCCCUUUGUAAUUUCAGAAUUCUAAGGGAAAGCAGUUUUUAUCAUACGUGUGUGUCCAUGCACCAUUUCUUAACAAAAUGGUUUACCAAAAAGAAUGUCAGCAAUUUGUGAUCUGGCCAGUUGUCCUUUGGGCUCCAGGGAGGCUUGGUAAAUGGGGAGUGAACUCCACGCAGGACCGCGCGUGGGAGCAGCCAGUUGCCAGUGAUGGUGUGUGCCACAAAGCCACCUCCAGCUGAGUGGGGGAACAUUCAUUCACUUUUUAAUUUUCUAAAUGGUAUUUGGAAUUGUUGCUGUGUACUAAGAACUUGACCUAAAUAAAAUCCCACAAAGUAUA